This is a messenger RNA of Phlebotomus argentipes, 4614 nucleotides long. Its product is annotated as transcription factor hamlet-like. The record is from RefSeq and is a predicted model, not a curated record. NCBI's taxonomy places the organism in Eukaryota, Metazoa, Arthropoda, Insecta, Diptera, Psychodidae. The transcript is spliced from 8 exons. Gene Ontology annotation, cellular component: nucleus. The coding region runs from base 777 to 3668 and encodes 963 amino acids. Gene Ontology annotation, molecular function: protein binding.
CGUGGCAAAGUGUGUAUACAGACGUGCUCUCUCUCCCCCUUGGGCGCUCAUCCGCGAGGACUCCGCGGCGACACUCUUCCUCGGCCGCGCCGGCAUAGUGGGGACAAUUUAUAUCAAUUUUUUCUCCGCCACCCCUUCUCGCCAUCGCGUUUUUAUUAUUAUUGCCCAUGUUGUAAAAAAGAAAACAUGGCAUAGUGGCAAAAAGGGAGGAAAGCCGUGUGAGUGAGAGAGUGGAAAAGACGGUGGAAAAAGACCCCAAAGGAGAAAAUAAGCUUUUCGGUGAGAGAGUCUCACUGACUAAUACCACAACCAAAUAAUUCCAUAUCACAUCACCGUGUGCGCUUUUAUCCCACAGAAAGGUGGGAGACGACGUCCAAAGUGGUUUGAAAGAACUCGUCGGUUCGCGAGGAAUCCGUGCGUGUGCUUUUCUUUCCCGCAUUGCAAAUCUGCAACAGGGCGUUUCAUCCAUUGUCUCAGGAUCUGCUGAGGUUCUUGCGCACAAUUGUCGGGGAAAAUGACGCAAAUUGCCUGAAGUGAUAUCGGGAAUCGGCACAGCUUUUCAAGCCUCAAUGCAGGGCUUCCAUCCGGAGGACUAUAUGUGAAGUGCAAUGCUGCCAUGACUGAUUUCGCGGCCCUCCAGGAAGUCGGCCAACUUCCCUCCGUCCACAAUCCCUGACCAGAUUAACUUCAAGCCGACAAUCUUGGAAGAUGCAAAAUUGAAAGUGUUGCAAUAAUAGGUGAAGAACUGAAGAGUGUCGAUCACUUGCUGUGAUAAAAUGCGAUCAAAAUCCAUCGCUCGAAGAUUCACUCAAGGUAGCAGUGGUGACGAGCUUGAGAGUGGUCGAGGACUCGCGGCGAGCCUUGACGUUCCACCAGGACUGCAAGUGAUUCCAUUGAGUCCGUCUGAGGAGUCCAAGGAGCGCCUGAAGGUGAGAUCGAGAGAUCAACUGUUCGCUGAAAUGGCCAAACAUCACAGUCCACCGCAGGAGAUUGAGUUGCGAAGUGGUUCGGUGUACGCCAAGAAUCUGAUACAUCGCAAUACGCAGUACGGACCUUACGUGGGAAGAUGGACAAACGAGCCAUCGGACAAGAGAUUCGCCUGGGAGAUAACCGUCAAUGAGAACCUGCGAGGGUGGCUGGACGCCUCCAAGGAGACGUCAAAUUGGCUGAAGUAUGUCAGACACAGUAGUUCGAGUAGCGAGGCUAAUUGUCACCAGUAUCUAGUAUCAGGUCAAUUGUGGUAUGAGGUGAUUAGAGACAUUACACCUGGCAGUGAACUACUUCUGGGGCCCAAAGUUCCUCUCCUCUUUCGCGACAUGUGCUCAAAUGGACCGAGAGACGACCGCAGUGAUAGAGAAAGUGGUUCUCAGCACAGUGGAACGGGAGAAGAGGAUUUCAUCACUUCAUCGAACGAUUUGGACAACAUCAAAGCGGAAUCGGGCGGCCAACCGGAUCCAGAGAGUGACGACGAGGACGGCAUCGACUGCAAAUGCGUUGUAUGUGAUCGACAAUGUCAAGAUAUUGACCAGCUCGAUGAGCACUUAAUAAUAUCGCAUCACUAUCCGAGAGACGCCUUUCGCUGCGAAUCCUGCGCAAAGACUUACAGUUACAGGCCAUCGUUGCUCAGGCACAGAGCUUUAGUCCAUGGCGAAUUGAGGAAAUAUCCCUGCGAGAAUUGUACAAAGGUCUUCACAGAUCCGUCGAAUCUUCAGCGACACAUUCGCGCUCACCACGUGGGCGCCAGGAGUCACGCGUGUCCAGAGUGCGGCAAGACAUUUGCCACGUCCUCUGGUCUGAAGCAGCACACGCACAUUCACUCCUCGGUGAAGCCCUUCCAAUGCGAGGUGUGUUUCAAAGCCUACACCCAGUUCUCGAAUCUCUGCCGUCACAAGCGCAUGCACGCCGACUGUCGCAUGCAGAUCAAGUGCACCAAGUGCGGCCAGAGCUUCAGCACAGUGACGUCGCUAUCCAAGCACAAGAGAUUCUGUGAUUCCACGAGCGUCGCCCCGGCGCACCACCAGUCACAGCAGCAGCAGUCGGGGUCCAACUUGAAUCAGGCAGGCGUGCAGGCCGCCACUAUGACGACACCGCCGAACCCCUUCCUCAUGUUCCGCGGCCCGUCGCCCUUCUUUCCGCCCACGUUCUCGCCCUAUCCCAGCUUGCCGGGCAUGUUCCCGCCCAGUCCGGCCCAGGCGCCGCCGUUCCCGCUCAUCUUUCCCAAGCCCAGCAUCGAUCUGAGCGGGAUGCAGGACAACGAGCGACACACGCCGCCGAGGCAGUUGAACCACCAUCACUCCCUGAAGGUGUCUCCGUCUGCGGCAGAGGAGGCGUCCAAUCAUCUGCAUCCCUCACCUGCCCGUCCCGUUCCAAUAUCGCUUCUGCAGCACUCCAAGUUGGCUGCCAAAGGCCAUCGGGCCAGCAGCUCAGAGGAGGACACAAAGUCUCCCACUCUGCACGACUUCUCGCUGAAAAAUCUCGGAAAGAGACGCCGCGAGCGAUCAAUGAGCCCGACAGAGAAGAAGGCAAUGAAGGACGAGAUCGAUGUUGUCAAGACGCCAAGGCAAUCUUCUGACCGAGAGGAUUCGCUAGAGCGCGAAGAUUGCGAGGAUUCAAGAAAGUCCACGCCACCACUGGAUGGCGGAAUCUUCCGCGCUCAGUCGCACACUCCGAGGCGGCAAGAGACCUGCAAUGGCCAGGCCGCAGAUUUGCAGCCCUUGGAUUUGACGGUGACGCGUCGAAAGCGCAGUCGCAGCGCCUCACCGCUGCCGGCUGAGGUGAAGAAGCACCGCGACUCGACUCCGCCGUCUUUCCAGGCCAGUCCGUCGCCGUCCGUGUCGCCCGGACCCACGCCGUCGCCAUCGCCGCCAGGCCCGCCCAUGGCCUAUCCCCGGCCGAUACACCCAAUGUUGUUAGAAGCAAUAUACAGACCAUCCGGAUUAGGUGCCUUUCAACGACCUUUUCCUUUUUUAGGACCAAUUGGCCGUCCUGGCUUCGAUUUGCUUAGUCGCAGCGCCGGCUCUUUCCCGCCGAAGCCCUUCCACGAGGCCCUCAUGGCGGCCGGCGGCCUCACGGCGGGCCUGGGCGGCGCCAAUGGUGGCCUGAUAGGCGGCAGUGGCGGCGGCGGCAACACAAAGAACAAGGACCGCUACGCCUGCAAGUUCUGCGGCAAGGUCUUCCCGCGAUCCGCCAACCUCACGCGCCACCUGCGCACGCACACCGGCGAGCAGCCGUACAAGUGCAAGUACUGCGAGCGGUCGUUCAGCAUAUCCAGCAAUCUGCAGCGGCACGUCCGCAACAUCCACAACAAGGAGCGGCCCUUCAAGUGUCACCUGUGCGAGCGGUGUUUCGGCCAGCAGACUAACCUGGACCGCCACCUGAAGAAGCACGAGGUGGACUCGGGCGGAAUGGGAUUUAGCAUGGGAGACUCGCCGUCGUCGAACGAGGCGGAUCGCGAGGACGCGUGCUUCGACGAAAUACGCUCCUUCAUGGGCAAGGUGACCUACUCGGGCGCCCAGGCGCACCUCUACGGCCCACUGGGCGUGACCACGAGCAUCGAGGCCACCGCCGAGGCGGACGAGGCGAGUGAUCUCGAGAGUGACAUCAACAUUGAGCACUCCGACUCGAAGAAGUCCAUCAACAACAACGAAACCAUCGAAGUGUCCACUUAGGCUUUGAACUUAACCUUCUGAAAUUCCUCAAAACACCCUAAAAUCCCACUUCUGUACAUAACGGAUAUCGUCAUUCUACUGCAAUUUGCAAGGAAGAAAUAUCACAAAAUGUCACUAUUUAGGCAACAAUUUCAAAACUAGGCAAAACAUAAGCAAAUCCCAAAACAGUCUCUAAGCAAAAACUAAUGGAUUCUUGGAGUAAUAGUUUUAAUAAUUAGCUUGUAACUUAUGACAAUUUUAAGAACAUCCACGCUUUUUGAAGAUAGCGAUCAUACUGCAACUUUAAUGGUGUAAAGGACUUAUAUAAGGAUCGUUCUUGCCACACUUAAAACACGACGGUCUUUUUUCACACUACCUAGUGAUAUUUUUUUUCUUAAUUCAAAACCAAAAAAAAUAAAUAAUUCAAUGUUUAGGAAAUUUUCUAAAAAAAAGCAACAAUCACUAAAUGGGUUGACAUAUAAAUAUGUAAAAUUGUUUUCUUAGACUAGAAACACUUUGAAAUCACCAAUGUAAGAUUUUAUUUAAUUUUUAUUUAUAUUUAUUCAAUUAUAGUAACACUGUAAGAAAUUUCUUGAGCGCACUUCUCAUUCUAAUCACCGCGAGAUAAGAAAUAAAAUAUAUAAAUGAAUGGUUUGAAUAGGAUAUAUAAUUUUUUCGAUGCCUUCAGCAUGAGAGAAUGAAUUUUCACGAAACUUUUAAGCGCUAUAAGCAUCUCUUUAAGAUUAUCUCAAAUUGACUACCAAUGUGACAUAUACAUUAUGAAAGCCACGAAAACAGCACAUUACUUGAUUGUCGGGUUCUAACAUAUUUAAUAAAGAGAAUAACAUGAGAAAAUAGAGUAAGUUUUAAUGAAGGACGUUAGAUGAAAAUGUUAUUUUAUAGAUAUUGAAAUGGUACAUCAACAAUUUUGAAUUCACAAAUAAAUUACAAGAAAUCAAUCUGAAAA